AUGGAGCUCCUUUUCUCAUGGUGGCGGAGAAAAGCAAAGAUAGUUUUGGUGGCUGAUAUCUGGAAGGCACUCCUUAUAAUUGUAUGCCAACAAAUUUGGGUGGAAAGAAAUAGACGAAGGUAUGACAACCAGCGCAACACUCCAAUGCAAGUCAUGCAACGUUGUAUCGCUGAGAUUGCAGAUUGCUCUAUAGCCAAAGGAAUCCAAAUUAAAUCAGUAAAUGAUCUAAUGCUAGCAAAAUUCUUCAAGGUAGACACUGCAACGCCCAAAUUGAAGCAAAAUCUUGAAAUUCGAUGGAAGGCGCCCCCUGUGGGGUGGUGGAAACUGAACAUUGACGGCUCUUCCAUUGGCAAUCCCGGCUAUUCAGGUGCAGGGGGGAUUUUCAGGAAUCACCUUGGUGUAACAAGAAGAUGCUUCUCUAUUUUCCAAGGAAUCGGAACGAACUUCCAAGCUAAGAUGGCAGCCUUUUCUAUUGGCAUAAAUGAGGUGAAAGAUCUAGAGGUCGAGCGCCUCUGGGUGGAGUGUGAUUCAGCCACGGUGGUUACUGGCAUUCUUUCCUCUAAGAUCCCAUGGGACUUCCUUCAACGCUGGUGGACUGCUGAAAAUUACCUAAAAUCAAUACAGUGGCGAAUCACCCAUUGUUAUAGAGAGGGUAAUGCCACAGUCGAUGCCCUUGCCAAUCGUGUAGCAAAUUCCAAAACUUCUGAGAACUGGAACGGAUCCCCUAACUUCAUUGCUCAUACUACUACGUGGGAAGCUUUGGGCAGACCGUACUACCGCCUCUCCAAACCUGUAGUGAGGCUGCUACGAUCUUGA
Telopea speciosissima is the source of this 816-nucleotide messenger RNA. RefSeq lists its product as uncharacterized. Lineage: Eukaryota; Viridiplantae; Streptophyta; Magnoliopsida; Proteales; Proteaceae. The transcript has a single exon. Bases 1 to 816 code for a protein of 271 amino acids. Gene Ontology annotation, molecular function: RNA-DNA hybrid ribonuclease activity; nucleic acid binding. The record is from RefSeq and is a predicted model, not a curated record.